UAAAUACUGAGUACCAGAUAACAAUUCCUCACACUCUGGAGCGACGUCCAGGGAGUUCAAGCUUAAGUUACUGUAAGAGACCAUGAAACAGGGCCCGAAAAGAUAAAAGCACACACCUGAAAGGAGGAGAGAGGAGAAACAGAUAUCACUGUCUGAAUCUCACUGUCAGUGAGGGAGAGAGGGAGAUAAGUAAAGGUAAAACGAGUGAAGGGAAGAGAAGGUCUGUUCAUCAUGGCCGCCUUGAAGGAGAAGAGGAAUUGUGGGCAGCGAUGUGAAGACUUUGGCCGUUUUGUCUGGAACUCCGAUGAAGGGAAGUUAAUGGGGAGAACACCAGAGAAAUGGGUGUACAUCAGUCUGUAUUAUGUGGCCUUCUACGCGGUGAUGACGGGCCUCUUUUGUCUGGCCAUCUGGACGCUCAUGUACACGUUGGAUCCGUACGCCCCGGACUACCAGGACCGGUUAAAGUCUCCGGGGGUCAUGGUGUGGCCAAACACGUACGGGGAGGAGAUUGUUGAAAUCUCCUACAACACAUCAGACAAGGCCAGCUGGAUGAAGAUGACCAACAUCCUCAAUGACUUCCUGGAGCCGUACAAUGACACCAAGCAGCUUGAAUGUAACAAACAUAACUGCACGAGGGGAAAGUACUUCAUCCAGGACACCUUCUCUGCCCCGAACCACACCAAGUGGGUGUGCCCCUUCAUGCAAAGCAUGCUGGGAGCCUGUUCAGGACAUGAGGACCGGACCUUUGGCUACAACUGCACCAUGCCUUGCGUCAUCAUUAAGAUGAACAGGAUCAUCAACUUUUUGCCCUCUAAUAACACUGAGCAUCCUGCUUAUGUCAACUGCACUGUAUUGGAAGGACAACACAAUGUGGACAAAAUUGAGUAUUUCCCCGAGGGUGGAAGUAUGGAUUUAUCUUACUUCCCUUACUAUGGAAGACUGGCACAGCCUACUUACGUCAACCCGCUGGUGGCGGUUCGGUUCAGCCUGGUCAAUGGGAAGAAGGCGAAGAUCCAGUGCAGAGUGGUCUCCAAAAUGAUCAGCUACGAAAACUUCCAUGACCCCUACGAGGGAAAAGUCAUCUUCCAACUGGAAGCAGUGAAAUGAGAAGAAAUCCCGUAGUUCACGUGUCUACAGAUCAGUAGUGACUGUGAUUUAACAACCAACAAAAUUACUCAACAUUUUAGGCCCACAAUGUGAUGCGUUCAUGAAAUUGAUUGGUCAUGUUUUUGGUUUGAUUCAUGAAGGAUUUUUUUUACCCAAGAAAAAAAAAAAGAAAUCUUUAAAUCUAUGUUUUGUUUAUAUAAUUAUGUGACCUGUCGCAUGGUAACAAACUUCAGAGUAUUUGUAACUUGUUACCAUCUACAGUACAAUUGCUAAUAGGAUAAUGAUGACAUCACUCCCAAAUCUGCUGACUUCAGUGUUUGUGUGUUAUCAGCUUACACAAUGGAGACACAUUGCUAGAAGUAUUGAUAGAGGGGAUCAAAGACUUGUUUUCUUUGGAUAUAUUAGGUUGUUGGUUGCUUUGAUUUAUAUGUUUUACUACGAUUUAUUUCCAGGUACUCCAAAGAAAGUACUCUGAUGACAGAGAAAAUAAAGACUACAAGGAGGACAA
Pungitius pungitius (ninespine stickleback) is the source of this 1615-nucleotide messenger RNA. RefSeq names its product potassium-transporting ATPase subunit beta-like. NCBI's taxonomy places the organism in Eukaryota, Metazoa, Chordata, Actinopteri, Perciformes, Gasterosteidae. Gene Ontology annotation, biological process: intracellular sodium ion homeostasis; potassium ion import across plasma membrane; sodium ion export across plasma membrane. Gene Ontology annotation, molecular function: ATPase activator activity. The record is from RefSeq and is a predicted model, not a curated record. Bases 232 to 1107 code for a protein of 291 amino acids. The transcript is spliced from 7 exons. Gene Ontology annotation, cellular component: sodium:potassium-exchanging ATPase complex.